GCCGUAAGCAAUGUCCCCAGAGCGGCCCAGGGAGGGACCGAGCAAAGUCACUGAGCCACCUUCUCGCUGUGCCGCCGUGAACAGCUGUUGUACAGCGGCCGCUGCUUGGCUCCCUGUAAAGUAGCAUGCGGGACGGGAGCAGCUGGGAGCGGGACGAGCCCAGAGUGGAGUGAGAAGGAGCGGAGAGGACAGAGCUGCGCUUCCGCACCGCAUGUUCAGCCAGCAAGUUGCCUGACAGAACAAAAGUCGCGUCGACGGGGAAAGGGGGACAGACGCUCUCGGAUUUACCAGAGGUUUUGUGGGACACUUGUUUGGACAAAAUGAAAUUCGCGGAGCAUCUAUCGUCUCAUAUCACCCCAGAGUGGAGGAAACAAUAUCUUCUAUAUGAGGCCUUCAAGGAUAUGCUGUAUGCAGCCCAGGACCAAGCCCCAUCCAUAGAAGUUACAGAUGAAGACACAGUAAAGAGAUACUACGCUAAGUUUGAAGAGAGGUUUUUCCAGACAUGCGAGAAGGAGCUCCUGAAAAUCAACACAUUCUAUUCAGAAAAGCUUGCUGAAGCCCAGAGACGCUUCGCAACACUGCAAAAUGAACUGCAAUCAUCAUUGGACGCCCAGCGAGAGAACAGCGCUCCGCCCAGCCUGCGCAAACGCAAGACAAUGUUCCACCUGUCGCAGGAGGAGCGCUGCAAGCACCACAACAUCAAGGACCUGAAGCUAGCCUUCAGCGAGUUCUACCUCAGCUUAAUCCUUCUCCAGAACUACCAGAACCUGAAUUUUACAGGUUUUCGUAAGAUCCUGAAAAAACAUGACAAAAUCCUGGACACGAGUCGUGGAGCCGACUGGCGUGUGGCUCACGUGGAGGUGGCUCCUUUUUACACCUGCAAGAAGAUCACCCAGCUCAUCACCGAGACAGAGACGCUGGUCACCACAGAACUGGAGGAAGGAGAUCGUCAGAGGGCCAUGAAGAGGUUGAGAGUUCCUCCUCUGGGAGCAGCUCAGCCUGCUAUGGCCUGGACGACCUUUCGAGUGGGUCUCUUCUGUGGCUUCUUCAUCAUUCUGGGUGCCGCCUUUGUUCUCACUGGUGCUGUUUUCAUCCGCUAUGAGAACAUUUGGCCUCUGGUGCGGAUCUAUCGCGGUGGCUUCCUGUUGAUCCAGUUCCUCUUCCUGCUGGGAAUCAACACCUACGGAUGGAGACAGAAUGGAGUCAACCAUGUCCUCAUCUUUGAGAUUGAUCCACGAAACAACCUGUCACACCAACACCUGUUUGAGAUUGCUGGGUUCCUGGGCGUGCUAUGGUGCCUCAGCAUACUCUCAUGUCUAUACUCAGAAUACACCUACCUCCCCAUGCAGAUCAACCCUCUCAUUCUUUAUGGCUUCAUGUUGCUCUUCCUCAUCAACCCGUUGAAAACUUGCUACUACAAGUCCCGCUUCUGGCUCCUCAAACUGCUGUUUCGUGUUUUCACUGCACCGUUUCAUCGUGUGGAAUUUGCAGACUUCUGGUUGGCAGAUCAGCUCAACUCUCUGGUGUUUGUUCUCAUGGAUUUGGAGUAUCUCAUCUGCUUCUACAUAUUUGAGCUUCAGUGGAGCAACAGCAAGGGGUUACUACCCAAAGAUACCAACGAGCACAUUUGCCACAGCUACUCGUACGGCCUGCGUGCCAUCAUCCAGUGUCUGCCUGCCUGGCUUCGUUUCAUCCAAUGCCUGAGGCGUUACCGCGACACCAAGAGGGCCUUCCCACAUCUGGUCAACGCCGGCAAAUACUCCACCACCUUCUUUGUGGUCACCUUCGCAGCCCUCUACGCCACACACAACGAACAAGGACACACAGAUGCGGAUAUGUUUUUGUACCUUUUGAUCGUGUUCUCCACCAUCAGCUCCCUCUACACGCUGAUCUGGGAUCUGCGCAUGGACUGGGGUCUGUUCGAUCGGGGAGCUGGGGAAAACACCUUCCUGAGAGAAGAAAUUGUCUACCCACACAAGGCCUACUACUACUGUGCCAUAGUAGAGGAUGUGAUCUUGCGUUUUGCCUGGACGAUCCAGAUCUCCCUUUCAACAAUGACCAAGACUCACUCUAUAGGGGACAUCGUGGCCACCGUCCUGGCUCCUCUUGAAGUCUUCAGGCGGUUUGUGUGGAACUUCUUCCGUCUGGAGAACGAACACCUGAAUAACUGUGGUGAGUUUCGUGCUGUGAGAGAUAUCUCAGUGGCGCCGCUCAACGCUGAUGACCAGACGUUGCUGGAGCAGAUGAUGGACCAGGAAGACGGUGUCAAGAACCGCUCAGGCAAAAAGGCCUGGAAGAGGUCCUACAGCCUGUCUCUCCGACGCCCCCUGCUGUCCUCCUCGCAAUCCAAGAAGGACACAAAGGUGCUGAUUGAGGAUAUGGAUGACGAGGCCUUCAGCUGAGCACAUAAUUCGCACAUAGGCACCACACUAUAUUUAUAAGGACCUUCUUUCCUCUCCCCCUCCAUAUUAUAACAUGUUAGCUCAAACAUUACUGUAUAACAUUCAAUAAAUGAGGAAAGUCAUCAGCUUUACAGAACUUACCUCAUCUUUUAAACUCCUUUAAAGUGUUGAAAGUUGGUCUUUAUAAGUAUAGCAAACCCAUUACACAAUCCAGAGACACAGAAACACAAAGACAAACCUGCUGAAGCACAAGCAACGUGUCAUCUUGGUACUGUUGAGGAGAGAGCUACAUUCACACAGAUGGACUGGUGUCAAAAAAAAAAACCUUCACUUAACUUACAGAAGCAGAACACACUGCCUGGGAUGAUUUAAUGCUUUUAUUAUAUAAAAAUGACUUCUUUAGUAUCUACUUUUCUUUUUUUUUACUAUGAUAUGUUUCAGGCUUUUUUAGUUUCUCUUCAGGACAGGCUGCAGACGACUGUUCACAUGCCUUUCUAACCACACUAGGAUCAACAGGGAGAAGAAGAAGAAGAAGCCAGUAAAAGACUAAAACCCUAUAGAUCUACGGACUGAACAGCUUAUCUAACAAAUCAACUGGUUUCAACUUGUUGAUUCUUUUUAUACUCCUUUUAUUAAGUUCCUUUUUUCCUUUAGUUGUAGUACGUCAGCGAACGAUCACAACCCUUGAAGCGCUUGCAGGAAAAGUGCGUUUACAACAUAAAACAAGGAAAAAUUUCGUUAAAAAAAGAUGUUUUCUAUUCAAAUACUUCUGUUUGAAAUUUCUUUACUGUAUGUUUUCAAGUGUAUUACUACUAUAGAUGUGUUGUUUAUACUAAUGAAACUAGUUUGAACCUCCUCACUUUGACUGUUGAUGUAUUUUAUAAUGUUAAACGUGCCACGUUUUUAUGAAAAACACAGAGCCCUGCAUUACUCCCCAACAUUAAUUAGUGGAUUUUAAAUCUAUGAUGUUGUCUAAAGGUGCUCUUUUACACUAACUACAGCUAAGGUGCAUGCAUUGCAAUUAACACCGGUUACCAAAGUUUUCUUCCGAUGAAUGUGUCUCAAAUAAGAAAAAACUAGAUCAUUAAGUCUGCCUGAACAAGUCAAUAGAUAACAUAGCCAGAGAGUUUUUUUCUUCAUAACCCUAAACCGGCUCUAUUUCCCAAACUCUGCUUUUUUAGGCUGUUUGAGGCUUAUUAGACACACAAAUGGGGAUCUGGUUAAAUAACGUGCCAUGAUAUACAAAAGUUUUUUUUAUAUAGGUGUGUCUCACUAAAGAUUUGUUGCACACAGAAGGACAUUUUGAAGUGUUUAUCCCUGUUUACUCUUACGAUUGUGGCAAACAGCAACUGAAAAAUAAAUAUUCAGUUUCUCCAGGAAUUUGAAUAUUUUUUAAGACAACAAAAAUUAGAGUGGACCAGUUAAAGGAUGUAAUUUUGCAUGAAUUAAUGUCUCAAUGGUGGAGAACAACCCAUGGUGAUGCCAGCCCAGGCUGAUUUAAUAGCGUCCUCUAGCUCUUCUCCUAACAUCCGAAUAUGGACCAGUUGUUAUUAACUCCAGCUGCUUUUAAAGUCUUAUAAAAAUCCCUCAAACUCAUGAAUAGGCUUUGGUUUCAAGACUAAGUUUAUCCCUGUUACUUGUACAGUCUUUUUAUUUUCAUUCAACUUUCCAUCUGUAUGCCUGCUCAAGGCAAUAUCAUUCUUCCUUAACAGAGGUCUUUUGUAGAUUAUAUUGUGUAAACCACAUUAACUAAACACAUCUGGGAUUAAACUAAACUGUUGGUUAGCUGUGAGCCAUAAUCAUCAAAAUAACAGAAACUAAUACUUUAAAUUGUCCCUCUGUGUGUCAUAAAUAUGAAUUAGUUUUACUUUUUGAAGUCAAGUACUGGCAUAGAUGAACAUUUCUUCUUUGAUAUAAUCAACUGAGAUGCACCUGUAAUAAAAAUCAAGAUUAGAUAUGAUGCUGAUCAUCUACAAACAGAAACAAAGACAGCUUCAUAUUUGGAUGCUUGCUGUCCAGAUAGAGAUUAAAUCAUUGUUUAAGUUUAGGAAUAAAGUCUCUGUAACAGUUCUGCUAAAAAAAAAAAAAACAUUACUGGAAAUAUUCGAUAUGCAGGAUCACAGCCCCAGCUAAAUAACAAAAAGUCUUUAUGCUGACAUGAAAGGCCAAUUUGUUUUUUAUUUUGCGCUAGGAUUCAGCUAAAAAACAUAGAGAAAUUUAGCUUUUAUAUUUCUAGUAAGGAAAAAAAAGCUAUUCUGCCUUUCUUCAUGUUCCUAAUCUUCAGUGUAGCCUGUUUGACUGCAGGUGUUGUGGUCGCUUCAGAUACACCUACUGAUGUCUACUUAUAUCUCAUAUGCUGGCUUUGCUCACAUAUGUUUGAAAUAUCUGUAAGUUGGUUCCUGCUUCUAGAAAAGAGACCCUGGCUGUACAAGAAAAGAUGGGGCUUGAACUCCUAUCUGAGCUUAAUGUGAAGUGGAAAGUUUAAAGGAGGGAAAACCUCUCUGUCCAUAUCAAUACUGUGCACAUACACUAUAACAGACAUUCACACGCACACUGACAGCCCACAUUGCCUCUUUCUCGUCGGAGUGCAGUGCUGUACAAAGGUUGUGUCGUCUUGCCUGCAUGCUGCUCUAGUUUUUACUUUGUACAUAGCUCUUAAUUUAUUCGACAUAGUGUAUAUUAGUAGUCUUUGCACACACCGACAAUGAUGAAUUAGUUUUGGUAGCCAUUUGUGCUCCUGGACAAGCAGUAUUUUUUAGGUGACGAGGAGCUUUUUGUUCAUUGUUCACAGUCCUGCAAUCUUUGUUUUUUUUUUCCAUCUCUUCCUGUGUAAAGCUUUUGAAACGUGUUUUUAUAAAAAGGAAGAAGCAAUGUUUUACUGUAUCUUGUUGGUGGUUUCUUUGAAUUUCAAAGCCUCGUGUUGGGGGAAUUCCUGAGGCUGUUAAGCUGUUAAUACAUUCGUGAAAGUGCAUGAAAAUAGUUGUGAAAUCUGUUGUUGGUGACUGUCCUGCAGACAGAAGCACUUUGACACAUUUCACUGCAUCCCCGGAACAGACUGUGGUCCAAGAAGAAGAUAGUGAAGUGAUCCCAGAUCUCUGCCUGCGAGGAAAUGUUUAGAUGACCUGUGUCUGUUCAUCUACGCUGAAAAACAGGGUUAUUUUGUAUAGUUGAUGUUUGAUGAAAUGAUGGGGAAAAACAUCUCAUGUUUCUCUGAUUUUCUGUUGUCCACUGCUUGCUAAAACCUUCAUGAUGUAAAAGUGCUCAAAUGUGUGCAUUCCUCCUCCCUUAUCUUGAUGUUGUUCGUAGCCUUUCUCUGAGCUAUUUGAAUGUGAUAGUAACUGUAGUUUGGUAGGUGGAUGUUCUGCUUUGAGAAGAUACUUUAGAAAAAUAAGAAACAGUAAAUAAACUGUGGCUAAAUGUGAUUUUUAAGAGAAAUGAAAACGUUUCGUUGUCUGAACAUUUCUCCCGAAGUCACUUUUACAGAGUAGUUUGUACAUGUUGAGUGUUUAACGAUUCUUUCAUGGUAUUUGUAUUUCUGUAUACACUUUGGUGAUCCUGUCAUAUCUGGGUUUUAUAAACCAUGAUUAUUUUUA
Cyprinodon variegatus (sheepshead minnow) is the source of this 5995-nucleotide messenger RNA. It is a transcript of the gene xpr1a, whose product is annotated as xenotropic and polytropic retrovirus receptor 1 homolog. The transcript is spliced from 15 exons. Gene Ontology annotation, biological process: phosphate ion transport; cellular response to phosphate starvation. NCBI's taxonomy places the organism in Eukaryota, Metazoa, Chordata, Actinopteri, Cyprinodontiformes, Cyprinodontidae. The record is from RefSeq and is a predicted model, not a curated record. Bases 321 to 2402 code for a protein of 693 amino acids. Gene Ontology annotation, cellular component: cytoplasm; Golgi apparatus; plasma membrane. Gene Ontology annotation, molecular function: inositol hexakisphosphate binding.